Messenger RNA from Archocentrus centrarchus (flier cichlid), 4164 nucleotides. RefSeq names its product mitogen-activated protein kinase kinase kinase kinase 5 (gene map4k5). Gene Ontology annotation, cellular component: cytoplasm. Lineage: Eukaryota; Metazoa; Chordata; Actinopteri; Cichliformes; Cichlidae. The record is from RefSeq and is a predicted model, not a curated record. Bases 521 to 3283 code for a protein of 920 amino acids. The transcript has 37 exons. Gene Ontology annotation, biological process: protein phosphorylation; intracellular signal transduction. Gene Ontology annotation, molecular function: ATP binding; MAP kinase kinase kinase kinase activity.
UAACUGAGACUCCACAAAGAUUAGUAACACACUGUUGCUUUAGGCAGCGUUUUAUUUCAGUAAAUCCAGCAGUUUAUUGUUCAUGUAGUUUAACGUUAGUAUUCAACCCGUGAGCCUGACGUUACUCUGAAACUGUCAGCCGAGGGAAAUGACACGGCAACGGCAAAACUUAAUGCUGGCUUGCGGGGAUUUGAAGUUGACUGUGUCGCUUAUGCGCUGAAGGAGUGAACGGCAGCAGAAGCGAGAGACUGAAGUUUAUUACAGUUUCCUCGAUAACAAAAAGCGGGGGGGACCACGUUUGUUUUUGGACGAUUAUUCGACGCCAUCGCACAGUUAAAGGCCUGGAAGCGAUUCGGGGUACAAGACAUGCUCCACCGCUGUGUUCGUGUUGUUAAAGGACAUGGACCGCGGGGAAGGGCAAUUUGAGUAACACUGACUCAAAUCGAUUAUUUCAUCAGAUCACCGACAACAGAGUUGAUCAAUCCAAAUAACUGUAAAGGCGUCUUUGGGUCAAGGUACCAUGGAUGUCUUUCAACGGCCAAGCAGUGAAAUCCAGAGAAGGAACCCUCAGCAUGACUUCGAGCUCAUUCAGAGGGUGGGAAGUGGAACAUAUGGAGACGUGUAUAAGGCUCGAAACAUAAAAACAGGAGAGCUUGCUGCUGUGAAGGUCAUAAAGUUGGAACCAGGGGAUGACUUUUCCAUCAUACAGCAGGAAAUCUUCAUGGUGAAGGAAUGCAAGCACCACAAUAUUGUGGCCUACUUUGGGAGCUACCUCUGUCGAGAGAAACUUUGGAUAUGCAUGGAGUACUGCGGGGGAGGAUCGCUGCAGGACAUCUAUCAUGUGACUGGACCACUGUUGGAGCAACAAAUAGCAUAUGUCUGCAGAGAGACCUUACAGGGUUUGGGAUAUCUGCACAGCAAGGGCAAGAUGCACCGUGAUAUCAAGGGUGCUAACAUACUGCUGACAGACAACGGAGAUGUGAAGUUGGCUGACUUUGGAGUUGCAGCCAAAAUAACAGCCACCAUUGCCAAAAGAAAGUCCUUUAUCGGAACACCUUAUUGGAUGGCUCCAGAAGUAGCUGCAGUGGAGAAGAACGGGGGCUACAACCAGCUGUGUGAUAUCUGGGCUGUUGGCAUCACCUCCAUAGAGUUGGCUGAGCUACAGCCUCCAAUGUUUGACUUGCAUCCAAUGAGGGCCUUGUUUUUGAUGUCGAAGAGUAGCUUCCAGCCUCCGAAGCUAAAAGACAAAAACAAAUGGUCAGCUGCCUUCCAUAACUUUAUUAAAGUGUCCCUAACAAAGAACCCAAAGAAGCGGCCCAAUGCAGAAAAACUUCUGGGGCAUUUGUUUGUGUCUCAGACGGGUUUGACAAGGAGACUUGCCGUGGACCUUCUUGAUAAGAUGAACAACCCAGACAACCACCAACAUUUUGGUGAAAUAGACGACGAUGAUCUUGAGUUUCAGCCAAACCAUGAAAUCAGACACACCAUCCGCUCCACCAACAAACACGCCAGAGCUGAGAGGACGCGCUCAGAGAUAGACUCAAACAAUGGAAAAGACCAAAGAGGGCCAUUCUCAAGUCCUAGCUUCACUGAGGGACACAGGGGGGAUGCAGUUAACAAGCUCCAGUUCGAAGCACCAGUACAGAAGGAAACUGCGGCUCAUUAUGAAAUGGAUGUGAACAAGGAUAAUGACUUCUCUUCCCACUGGAGUCCCUUUGCAGAGGGAGGAAUAACAACCAGGAGCCUUCUCAAAAGCGUUGAGGAUGAAUUGUUCCAACGGGGACAUGUCGCCCAUCUUGAAGAUGCCUUUGAAGAUGCAGAGCGAUCAACCAUCAAGCCAGGUGUUCCUCCUCCUCUACCUCCAAAGCCACGUUUAAGCAGCUCAUCAGAGGAAAUGGGCCUUAAUGAUGAGAAGUCUCUGACAGUAAAGAGGUUCCCUAACUCUGAAAAUGGACCUAGCCAAGUGGCUCGCAGACAGAGCACACCCGAGCAGGGCAACAAGGUGGAGCACUCAUCUCCAGAUUUCCUGUCAGUCAGCGUCAGUAGCCCUGGCCUUUUGUCUCACUCUUCAGAUCCUGCUCUCAGUAAAUCUGAACGUACAGAUAAUGAUUCAGAUGGCAGUGUAAAUGGAGGAAGUCCCAAGCCACCAUCUGACCAACAACACCAGAAGGAGAAAAAGGAAUUCCCUAAACCAGCUAUCAACGGCCUGCCACCCACUCCUAAAGUGCUGAUGGGAGCCUGUUUCUCUAAAGUGUUUGAUGGCUGUCCAUUGAAGAUCAACUGUGCCACAUCAUGGAUUCAUCCAGACACCAAAGAUCAGUACCUAAUCUUUGGGACAGAAGAUGGCAUCUAUACUCUGAAUCUCAAUGAGUUGCAUGAAGCUACAAUGGAGCAGCUCUUCCCAAGGAGAUGUACGUGGCUGUACGUUAUCAACAACAACCUGAUGUCUUUAUCAGAAGGUAAAUCCUUCCAGCUGUACUCGCACAAUCUCAUCGGGCUAUUCGAGCAGCUGAAGAAGCCCGGCCUGGCUGCUCAGUUCCAGACUCAUCGCUUCCCUUUGCCCAAGAGAUUUGCCUUGACAACUAAAAUCCCUGACACAAAGGGCUGUCACAAGUGCUGCAUUGUGAGAAACCCAUAUACCGGCCACAAGUACUUGUGUGGAGCACUUUAUUCUGGGAUUGUUCUGUUGCAGUGGUAUGAGCCCAUGCAGAGAUUUAUGCUCAUCAAGCACUUUGACUUCCCUCUUCCCAACCCGCUAAAGGUGUUUGAGAUGCUGGUGGUUCCAGAGCAGGAGUAUCCUCUGGUGUGUGUGGCCCUCAGUGAGGGCACAGAGCCGGGUCAGGUGGUCUGCUUUGACACACUCAACCUGAACUCCUGCUCCUCCUGGUUCACAGAGAUAGGUGCAUGUACUCAGCAGGUGGAUGCAAUCCAUGUCACCCAGCUGGAGAGAGACACAGUGUUGGUGUGUUUGGACCAAAAUGUGAAGAUUGUUAAUCUCCUGGGAAGACUGAAGUCCAACAAGAAGCUGGCUUCUGAGCUCAGCUUUGACUUCUGCAUCGAAUCUGUUGUGUGCCUUCAAGACAGCGUCCUGGCCUUUUGGAAACAUGGCAUGCAGGGAAAGAGCUUCAAGUCUAAUGAGGUGACCCAGGAGAUUUCUGAUCCAAGCAGAGCCUUCCGCCUCCUUGGAUCUGACAGGGUGGUGGUGUUAGAGAGCCGACCGACCGAAAACCCCACGGCCUUCAGCAACCUCUACAUUUUAGCAGGUCACGAGAACAGUUACUGAUCCACAGCCAGAGACUCGUCAGGUCUUUGAAAAGUGGAUAAGAUGCCUCACUUUUGGGAGAAAAUGACACUUUUUGACCUGCGUGUCUGUUAAAAGAAGCGUCUGGUGUGAAAGAGUUUUUUUUUUGGGAGAUUUUGUUACUGAUCACAGGAUCUGCAGGUCAGUAAAUGAAGAGCCUCUUCAGUCCGGAUUCAUACGUAGCCUUACACCAGCAAGAUGUUAACUGUAGCCUCCUUCAUCUCAAACAUUGAGAGGACUGUUACGAAGCAGGAGGAGAAGCAUGAAAAGCUCGAAUAAUCAUCAUUGCUUAGCGUUAUUUUUUCUCACUUUUCUGUACUGUGGACUGAGUUACAAACAAGUUAUGUAGAGGUAUUAUAAGACAAGUGCCAUUAAAAUUCACAAGAAUUGUGAUUGUAUUAGGAAACAUGGGAGGUUUAUUGUGUUAUUGUCUGUCAUUAAUAAUUACUGCCAGAGGUAAGCAUUUAGUAGGCUUGAGAGGAGAUUUUACAAGCUCUGUAGUGAAAUUAAUAGAUCAGUUGAAAAAGAAACCCACGAGUAUUGUGGGUUAUUUAAGCAAUAUUUAUUAACCUCAUCUUCCAUAAGAGGGUAUGUUUGAUUUAUACACUGUGACAGCAGUCUGUGUGUGAAAAUUAACUACCUAAGCAGCUUUGGGUUAUUUUUACUGCUUUGUAAUAUAGUUGCAUCUCCUGCUCUGCUGCAUUUUUAGAAACUGGAUAUAAUGUACAUGGUUUUUCUUUCCUUUACCCUCCUCUUUUAUAGACCUUUUACUUAUUAUUUGCACCAUGUAAGCACUUUUGUACAUUUUUAUUUAAAAUAAGACAAAAUGAGGGACUGCUAGGAUUUAUUAACAUCUCUGCAUU